Molecule: messenger RNA, 3251 nt
Organism: Zingiber officinale
Lineage: Eukaryota; Viridiplantae; Streptophyta; Magnoliopsida; Zingiberales; Zingiberaceae
Product: protein-tyrosine sulfotransferase-like
Exons: 12
Coding region: 1620-3107 (495 amino acids)
Cellular component (GO): membrane
Molecular function (GO): heparan sulfate 6-sulfotransferase activity
Source: RefSeq, a predicted model, not a curated record
AAGGCAGGAUGUCACAUGAAAGUCUUCAGUCUCUUAGAUUUUUAUGGCCCCUUUGGAUCUUUGCCUUCUUGGAUCUGAGGACUCAUGCCCUUUCAUUUCAUAACACCUCUUUGAAACUUCUGUGUUCUUAGAUUUGAGGUUUAUGCCUUUUUUUAUCUUUUCUUUUUCCCCUUUAGAUUAUCUCUUGGCGCCCUUUGGCUUUACUUCGAGUUUAAGGUUUUACGCCGUUUUCUUCUAGGACAUUUCUUACAGUUUUUGUCAUCAUUUCAGGUUUAAUGUUGUCUUUAUCUUUUAUGAUCUCCUAGAGCUUUACUUUGGGUCUUAUGUUACUUUUGAUACAGGCUCUUGUACUUUUGUUUUUCAAGAUGCCUAUUGGGACCCAUUAGCUUCAUUUUGAGUCUUAGGUUUUAUGCCCCUUUUCAGGAUGUCUUUUUGGACUUUUUGACUUCAUUCUUGGUUCCAAAUUGUAUAACUUUUUUUUAAGGUUUAUCUCUAGGGAUCCCUUGGCUUCACUUUGAGUCUGAGGUCUUUGGCUUGUUAUUCAGGUUCUAGGUUCUCUUGGAAUCCUUUUGCUUUACUCAAGUCUAAUGUCUUAUUCCCUUUUCUUGCCGAACUUGCUUGGAACACUUUAGCUUGGUCAAGGUGGGGAUACCUUUGAUUUUGCAUAGCCCAAAAUCAAUUCUGCUUACCAAUGCAUCUAAAGUCAACCUACAUAAAUUAUCUCAGUUGAUCUGUUUGCUUGGUGGAGAGCACCUCAUGGUUGACCAAACUUAAUAGUCAAACCUUAAUUAAAAGAAAUAUGUUAAUGCUAGUUUUAUGAAUCUUUUAAUUUCUCACAUUUCAUCUCCUGCAAAAUCUGAAUCAUGCCAAGACAUUUUCAAAAUUAAAUAAAAAGAAAAUUUUCACGUAUAUAGAAUUAAAGUUUUAGUGUUUCUCUUCUCUUUCUAAUCCACACUAGAUUGUUAGCACAUUGGUUAUCCCACAUCCAAUGCCAAAUGUUUUUGUGAAUUUACAACAGAUUAUAGAAAUAUGCUAGAUACAAUUAGUUGGUUUGAACCACAACUGAGGAGCGGGGGCUAGUGGAGCUUAAGUUAAGCAAAGUUUGGUUAAAUAAUGGUUUGGUUGAGAGGAAUUCACCUGAAAUGAUUUUAGUUCGGCCGAGGUAUGAGGGAUGGGAUGAUGUGGAGUUCAACUUGCCUGAGUUGUUAAGUUUCGGCCCCAGAUAGUUUAAUUUGGUUUUAUAAUUUGCAGAAAGGGGCUGUGGGCUAGAUUGAAAUUCUGAGCUGAGGAGGAUUCUGGUAGUUGUGGGCUGAAGCGGAGAAAAGCCUUAGGAUGGGUUGAAUUGGGGUCAAAGAAUGCCCAGGAUGGAGUUUGUUUCUUUUUCAUCUUCAUGGAAUCCAAGGUCCUUCACAAUCAUUGGAUCUGCCCACUUUUAUAGUCCCUGUGAGUCUCCAUCUGAUAAUAAUCAACAAAGCACCCAAUUGUUCCUUAUCAUGUCUCCUCCCUGUUUGGAAGGAAGUCACCACCUGAUUGAGUCAAUUUUGUUUCCCUAGAUCAGUUGCUAUUCACAACGGCUACAUUCUGCCCUGCACAAGUGUUAUUCAUCCACCAACAAUGGCAUGAUUAGCUCAAUCUUAUGUCGUGUAUCUUCUAAUCAUGAUGAUUAUUUUCGCUGCGAAAGCAUAGUGCGAAAAUGGGCAGACAAUUCAAAUCAAAAUGAAAUUAAAGAAAGCGACCUGAAUUUGAAGGAUUUAUUGCUUUUUCUUCAUGUUCCAAGAACUGGAGGGCGGACAUAUUUUCAUUGCAGCUUCUUGAGAAAGCUUUAUGCUAGUGCUCUGGAAUGUCCACGCUCCUAUGACAAAUUACAUUUUGAUCCAAGUAAACCAAAUUGCAGAUUGCUGGUGACUCAUGAUGACUAUAGUUUGAUGUCCAAACUCCCUAAGGAUAGGACUUCAGUUGUUACUAUUUUACGAGAUCCAGUUCAUCGUGUGUUUAGCACAUAUGAAUUUUCUGUGGAAGUUGCAGCUAGAUUCCUUAUACAUCCAAAUUUGACUUCAGUGGAUCAGAUGUCUAGACAACUUCACAAAAAAGCUGGCGGUGUCAGUACUUUAGAUAUAUGGCCCUGGAAAUAUUUAGUUCCUUGGAUGAGACAAGACUUAUUUAACCGGAGGGAUGCUAGAAGAUCUAGAAGAUAUCCUAAGUUUGAGGAAAUUAGUAGUCCGUAUGAUAUGCAAAACAUGGCCAUGCCUUUACAUGAGUAUAUUAAUCAUCCUAUAGCUCAUGACAUCAUUCACAAUGGGGCAACUUUUCAGGUUGCAGGACUGACAAACAACUCAUAUAGUGUGGAAUCACAUGAUGUGCACAAUUGUGUAAAGAAGCACCCACAACUUGGUCUCUUCGUUUUAGAAGUUGCAAAGCAUAGGUUGAAUCAUAUGCUUUAUGUUGGCCUCACUGAAGAGCACAAAAUUUCUGCUACCAUGUUUGCUAAACUGGUUGGAGCUCAAGUGCUUUCUCAAUUGAAAGAUUUGAACUUCGAUUUUGACCAAGCAGCAACCAACGAAUCUGAAGCAAGCUCUUCUUUUCCAGAUCCUGAAGUUAAUGAAUCAAACCAGGUUGAGGAUAACAAGGAUCCUAAAGAAAAUGAAGAUCAUUCUGUGCCACAUCCUGAACUGGCGAGACAAAAUAUGACAGUUGAAACAUUGAUUAACACGUAUGAAAGAUGUGUUUCCUUGCUGAGAAAAUCUCAAGCAACUCGCCGCACUACAUCUCUCAAAAGAAUUACUCCUGUGAUAUUUUCCAAGCAGGCACGUCUUUCUGUCCCGAAGAAAACUCUGAAGAAAAUCCAGGAUCUGAACACUCUUGAUGUUGCACUUUACAAACAUGCUCAACUUAUAUUCACGCAACAAAAGAAAUAUAUGAUACAGAAUGCUGACGAUGCUUUGUUGCAGCAGAAGGGAGACCUAUUGGCUGAAACGGAAAUACAGAGAGAAGGUUGUGGCAGCUUUUAUGGAUGCUUUUGGUGGAACUUUUUAAUCAUUCCAUUUUUUAUUAUCAUCGUUGUCAUACUUUUUAUAAGAAAAAGAAACGAAAUUAAACUAAAGAAAUAAUGACAAGGGCAUGCUUUUUUGUUAUACCAUAACAGAUGAGAGAUGUGAGAUGGAUUGUGAAAUGCUUUACAAAUAUGAAAUUGUGAUCAUAACACUUAAAAUUUGUUUAUUGGAGUUAUCAUAGUAGACGUGUUUGUUAGGAUC